AUCUUUUCCCAUCUUUUUAUUCAGCGAGUUUUCUCCCUCAUUUUCCUCCCAGAGCAUACAUAAAAUACUCUAGAAUUAUUUUCAGGUCACCACACGUCCCAUCUCUCCCAUAAACAGCAUACCCUCGUGUUUUAAGGCCGACGCCAUCGUUUAACCAAAAGCAACUGCGUUUUUUUGCUAAAUUACUGCACGAUACUUUUUUUAUUUGCCACGAUAUCGGAAACGCUUAACGUGAAGCCUCAAUCGCGAGCCCUCGCGCCAUGAAGGUUUUUUCCUCAGACUGCACAUUCGAUUAUUCUUGGGACGAGGUGUCGACUGCGAACUGGCGCAAAUACUGCCCCUGGAAUGACAAGUCGACCCAUGUUGUCGCAGUUGAUACACUCUCUCGGACUGUGGACCCGGAGACAGGAAUUUUACGAACAGAACGCUUGAUCACUUGCAAUCAGUCGGUGCCACACUGGGUAUCCUCGUUGUUCGGAGGCAACCCUACAUCUCAUGUCUAUGAGAUUUCAUAUGUUGAUCCAGUCUCAAAAAAAGUCACAAUGUGCUCUUCAAACCUUACAUGGUCCAACGUUCUCAACGUCCAAGAAACUGUUGUCUACAAGCCUUCGCAACUGAAGCCAAGGACCACCACGGAAUUCAAACAAGAAGCCCAGAUAACUGCACUAUGCGGUGGAUGGCAGAAGAUCAAAAACAAAGUCGAAGAGGCCAGUAUCGAAAGAUUUAGCCAGAAUGCGAAGCUUGGUCGGGAGGGGUUUGAGGCCGUCCUUGAGAUGAGUCGUCGAGUGUUUGGUGAACAACAUGAAAAAGAAAAACAUAUGCAAUUAUGAUGCGUGAGUCCUUAUUAUGGGCUGCCAAGUCGAGUAGUUGCAUUUACCGGCGU
Penicilliopsis zonata CBS 506.65 is the source of this 883-nucleotide messenger RNA. RefSeq lists its product as hypothetical. Gene Ontology annotation, biological process: phospholipid transport. Gene Ontology annotation, molecular function: phosphatidic acid transfer activity. The transcript has 2 exons. The coding region runs from base 261 to 830 and encodes 189 amino acids. Gene Ontology annotation, cellular component: mitochondrial intermembrane space. The record is from RefSeq and is a predicted model, not a curated record. NCBI's taxonomy places the organism in Eukaryota, Fungi, Ascomycota, Eurotiomycetes, Eurotiales, Aspergillaceae.